UACUAAUACUUUGAUACUAAUGUGAUCUUUUUUUUAAUUUGUAGACAAUGCGAAGACACAGAAAUGAAGUGACAGUUGAACUCCGGAAGAACAAAAGAGAUGAACACUUACUGAAAAAGAGAAAUGUUCCCCAGGAAGAAAGCUUAGAAGAUUCAGAUGUCGAUGCUGAUUUUAAAGCACAAAACGUAACACUAGAAGCUAUAUUGCAGAAUGCUACAAGUGAUAACCCUGUAGUCCAGUUGAGUGCUGUCCAGGCAGCAAGGAAACUAUUAUCCAGUGACAGAAAUCCACCAAUUGAUGACCUAAUAAAAUCUGGGAUUUUACCAAUUCUAGUCAAAUGUCUAGAAAGGGAUGAUAAUCCUUCAUUACAGUUUGAAGCUGCUUGGGCACUAACUAAUAUAGCAUCAGGAACCUCUGCACAGACUCAAGCUGUUGUACAGUCUAAUGCAGUGCCCCUUUUCCUGCGACUCCUCCAUUCCCCACAUCAGAAUGUCUGUGAACAAGCGGUGUGGGCUUUGGGAAACAUUAUAGGUGAUGGUCCUCAAUGUAGAGAUUAUGUCAUAUCACUGGGAGUUGUCAAACCUCUUCUGUCCUUCAUCAACCCCUCCAUUCCCAUCACCUUCCUUCGGAACGUCACAUGGGUCAUUGUCAAUCUCUGCAGGAAUAAGGACCCCCCACCGCCUAUGGAGACAGUUCAGGAGAUUUUGCCAGCUUUAUGUGUUCUCAUAUAUCACACGGACAUAAAUAUUCUUGUAGACACUGUUUGGGCUCUGUCGUACUUGACAGAUGGAGGAAAUGAGCAGAUCCAGAUGGUUAUUGACUCAGGGGUUGUACCAUUCCUCGUGCCCCUUCUGAGCCACCAGGAAGUGAAAGUUCAAGUAAGUAUUUUCUUUCUUUUUUCUCAUAAAAUUCUUUUUAUGACCAAUCUUUCUAUAGCCAACUUUGAGUUAAGUCCAACAGCAUGCAUCUCAGGAUGCCCUAGUUUAUCUCCUGAACCCAGAUUUGUUCAUUUGAAAUAAUUUUUCAGCUUUUCA
Molecule: messenger RNA, 1034 nt
Organism: Myodes glareolus (Bank vole)
Lineage: Eukaryota; Metazoa; Chordata; Mammalia; Rodentia; Cricetidae
Source: RefSeq, a predicted model, not a curated record